AUGUCCAACAAGCCUACAGCGUCCAGUGCUGCCGGCUCCUCGGCCACGGAAGUUGCCAUACGGCAUCUAAAGGAGGAGAUCUCCCAUGAAAGGGACACCCACGAUAAUGCGUCUCUGCAAAUAUGGAAGAUGUUCAACGACAAGAACACCAUAUUGCCCAACAACAAGCGCAUUCUAAACCUCUCGUGGCGUCUCAACAGCAUCGACAAUGUCAAGCGCAGAACGGUUUCCGCAUCUACGAAACCGUUCAUUGCGUCGCCUACGAGUGCGUCUUCGCCCGGCUAUCGCGUGGCCAAACCAGACACUAGACCAGGUGCCAUAAGGCGGUUAUCGAUGGCUAACAAUCAUGCGCAACACGCCAAGUCGUCCGCAGAUCCAUCCAAUGCGGAGUUCGACUACAUAGAGCACAUUCGCAAGAUCUCGCGCGAGGAAUUUGCUCCAUACCGUACCAGUGCAAACCCGGAGCUGGGGUCAAAUCCAAUCAACAUCGCAGACAAAGACACCAGCAACGACCAUUAUUCGCCGGAGACGAACAGCCUUGCUUCGACUUCGAACUCGGUUUUUUCACAGUUCAUACCACAAGGUCACCAACUCCAUCAACAACAACAGCCACAACAUACACACCCGGCUGCCGCGGCUCGUCGCCCCUCUUUUGCCUAUGACAACAGCGGCGACAACCAUCCAAGCGACGCCUUCAAUAUCGACAGUUUUGUGAACUUCGAUUCUCUGAACAAUACCGGUGGUGCUCCAUUUGUGGACCCUGGUUUUAACGAGUUUGAUGUCUUGGAUUUCACAAGGUUUGACGAGGAUGUGACCAACAGGGUAUCUCCAGAGAGAACAGUCAACCCUGGCACUGCAAACUCCACCAACCUCCAUCUUUCGAACUACAUCAACUCGCUGGAGAUUUCUGUCAAAGAAGACACUUCCAAGGCAGGUUUAGGCAAGAGGGCUUAUUCCAACUCGCAAAGCCUCUAUCACUCCUCAAAUGACAAAUUCCCCCCACAAUUCGACCAGCUCUCGCCUUCGAUCAUGAACAGUAACGGCGCUGCGUCGAAGAUACCACCGCAACAGCAAAAGCAAACUGCUUGCGAGAACUGCUUCACCACGACCACCCCGCUGUGGAGAAAGACAAAUGACAAUAAAUUGCUGUGCAACGCAUGUGGACUUUUCUUCAAGCUUCACGGAGUGAUCAGGCCGCUCACGAACGUGGGUAAUGCCUUGGAUCCGGGUAAUGACAACAGACCUGUCAAGAUGGCGACGAUCCCCUCUGUUUCUUCCGUCAACGCGAUGACGUCCCCCACCAAUCUGCAAUCCCAGAUUCAGAUUCAGCCUGCAGGAAAACGCUCCUUCGAUGGCUCCCCGCUGAGUGACGUGGGUUUUGAUUCACCAAUGGUUUCCGCACCUGCUAUGGCGAGGAAGGCUUCUACGCAAUCGGUCAAAAACUCGCGUAAAGCCGUCCACAACGGUAAAGUUACCAAGCCCAGGCCCGCUCAGCCAACUGCUGUCCAGUUCGACGUUGCCAAACUCGAUGGAGCCCAGAUGGGUGAGACUUUGAGCGGCGAUUGGGAUUGGCUCAAGUUUUCGCUGUGA
This is a messenger RNA of Kuraishia capsulata CBS 1993, 1590 nucleotides long. RefSeq lists its product as uncharacterized. Gene Ontology annotation, molecular function: RNA polymerase II cis-regulatory region sequence-specific DNA binding; DNA-binding transcription factor activity, RNA polymerase II-specific; zinc ion binding. The transcript has a single exon. The coding region runs from base 1 to 1590 and encodes 529 amino acids. The record is from RefSeq and is a predicted model, not a curated record. Lineage: Eukaryota; Fungi; Ascomycota; Pichiomycetes; Pichiales; Pichiaceae. Gene Ontology annotation, biological process: negative regulation of transcription by RNA polymerase II; positive regulation of transcription by RNA polymerase II.